AUGGCGGCUUUUGCAGGCAGAAGUUGCAAUGUCAUUCCAGAAAGCAUUGCAAGCGAUGCCGGUGUAGCGGGAGCUGGUGUCUUGCUAUCAUCCACAAUUACCGCCUUCCUUGUCAUAGGCAUGGCUGCAAGUCUCAUUCUCCAGGAUGUUCGGUGGCCAAGAAAGUGUAUCCGGAACCCCUCCAUCGUCCGAAGAAAGCUGCUCUCGGGCUACUCUGAUCAGCAGAUUCUCGUGGGCAUCGGCCUGCAGUCUGUCGGGUUGGUCAAGUCGUGGCAGCUUUCCCCGUAUCACUUCUUCAUCAUCUGGAUGCUCUCUCUUUUGUCCAUGGCCACCCACAACGCCACGCUGUUGUCUCUGAUAAACGACUUCAAGAGAGACUGGGUGCUCAGAUGGAUGAGACAGCUUUUGAUGUUCCUCAACCUGCUCCUCUCCAUCGUGUACGGCGUCUUUUUGCUGCAGGCCAAGAUCAAGGAUCUGCCGGAUACCCUGCCCAUCGCAUGUGCUUGGACUCGCCCUUCUGAUACGACUAGACUGGGCGGCCUGGACGUGGUGGCUACCGUGGUCGUGGUAGCCUUGAACUGCCUGAUCUUUGGGCUUGCCACCUGGUAUCUUCAGAGCAGGAGGCAAAAGUCACGCGCCUUUCGCGUGGUACAAGCCAUGGGCAUUGUUGCCAUGGCAGGCAUUGCUUUCGGGGCCACCACGCGGGCCUACCUCCUCUCCCAAGCGUUUGGCACACCAGAUGUCCUGUUGUCUGAUGAGGGGGAAAAGACGUGGAGCUUCGGCCAGCUGUUGGGCAUGUUGAUGUUGCUGCUGCCCGUCAUUUCGAUUAUUGAAAUCAAGAGGGGCGACGCUUCCAUUGCGCCCCCCGUGCCAGAUGAUGUCUACAGCUCGGGUGAGGAUAGCCAAGAGAGGCUUGUGGGGAGGGAGCUUGCACCUAUGAAGGCAUAGUGGUCAACAGGAACAGUAUUGAAAUUAAUUAUGUGAAUGUCUGUCUAUGCAAAAUGUCUAUCAAGGUAUCAAAGUGUGUAAAGAAAAGAAAAAAGAAAAGUAUGCAAAAAAUGUACACGUUUUACCAAAA
Podospora pseudocomata is the source of this 1078-nucleotide messenger RNA. RefSeq lists its product as uncharacterized. The coding region runs from base 1 to 948 and encodes 315 amino acids. The transcript is spliced from 2 exons. The record is from RefSeq and is a predicted model, not a curated record. NCBI's taxonomy places the organism in Eukaryota, Fungi, Ascomycota, Sordariomycetes, Sordariales, Podosporaceae.